AUGAUUUGCCGAAUUGGUCUAAGGAUGGUUCUUCUCGUUGCAUCUUUAUUUAUCGUCCACCUGCUGUCUGCAACAACCGCUAAACAGUGUGGAACGGAAUAUUCCAUUUUCGGCAUGAUGUUAACGAGACACAGUUUUAAGACGAUGAAAACGUCUAGCGCAAUGGAGUGUUUACAUGCUUGUAGGGAAGACGUGAGGUGUCAGAGCUUGAACUAUGUAAUCGGGAAAGAUAACUGUGAGUUGAAUGACCGCACCAAUAAGGCCAAACCUGAGCAUUUUGUGCCAGAUUCAUUCCGAUAUCAUCUUACACGAGACAAGAAUAGGGGUGAGUUAUUUAUUUUUUUAAAACAUACUACAGAAACUACAGGUCGACUAAACUGCAAAAAGAGCAAGAACCGUCGGCAUAUUCCAUGGUAUCACAUGGACUCAUAUGUCAGCAAGGCACUCGAGUAAAAGACCAGAUCCCUGUGCAUAUUUUGGCGUCGCACAGCAGUUCAUCAUAAAAGCUUUUUGUAUAAUUUUACAUACAAUACAUAAUAUAGGCUUUUUCCUCCUCCUAUUAUUUUUCUUGGAACACUUUCUUUGGGAGGGCCUAAUUAAGGUGAUGGUUUUUUUACGGUUGAAAGUUACAAAUUUUAGCAAUUUCUUUUUUCCGUUAUGGUUUAAUACAAAACUUUAACGGCUGUCUCUCUUACGACAACUGCUAAAAUUUACUGGUUUUUUAUGCCUAAUGGCUAAAUUGUUUUUGCUGUGUUACGGCUAAUGGUUAAACCCAUUGAGACCCUCAUUUAGAGACAUUAUUCUUCAUCCUUAGGGAGCCAGCCAGUUUCUUUUUUCAAUUCUGAUCCCUCUGUUGUUUUCUUCCAGUCCCUCUCGGUUCCAUACCUGAGCUGCCUGCGGAGACAUGUAGAGAAAUCAAGUUGAGCGAAGGUUACGCAAUCAGUGGCAACUAUUGGUUGAAUUCGAUUGUUAAUGGAAAAUCCCUACUUGCUCAGUGUGAUAUGGAGACAGAAGGUAAGUUUAGCUGUAUUGAAACCUCUCGUUUUAGGCAACUGUUUUGGGGGGAAGUGGGGGAUAAGUUUAUGAAACUAUUGAGCUACGUCAGUGGGAGAGUAUAACAAGGUAAUUUAGCCGUCGUUAGAGCGAAUGACCGAGGGCUGACGCUCUUAACGUCAGCUUUGAAGAAAAAGUAAAAUUGAAUGAAAAGGUGAUGCUACCAUAACCUUUGAAUCUGUAUCGAAGUCUCAGAGGUGUUUCAUGAAUAAACUUGCGAAUGUGGAACUUUCAUUCUGAGAGCGUACUUUUUUAAAAUAUAAAAUGCUACGUCUAUAGUUUUUUCGCAAUUUGCCUCAUCAGAUGUUGACGAGUGUAGUGCUGACGUCCAGAUUUGUGGCUCUAAUGCAAACUGCACAAAUACCAACGGCUCUUAUUACUGUUCCUGUCAUUCUGGUUUCACUAGAAGUGGCAAAGAAUGUGUAGGUAAGGACAUUAUGUAUAGAUUACUUUUGAAAUUACUUAUUCUUUUUGUGUGGGACACACAGAAGGCUUCUUGUUAUAGAACUUUGCUAAACUGCUGGUCGUACAAGUUCACUUCAUGUUCAGUACUUGUUCGUCAUCUCUCUGUCAGAUUUCUUCCACCAUGUUCCUCUUGAUCGACUUCCUUACAGACUAUCAGUAGUAUAUCCGAGGAUGACUCUCAACAGGGCUGUUGAUGUUCUGUAGAGUACAUCAUCUGCCCAUUGAUAUCUCUUUUGUCAUAUUUUCUUAGUCAGCUCUUCAUUUUGGAUAUAUGACUUUCAUCAUCUACAGUAGCGUCCCUUUUUUCGUAUUUUUCGUUGAAUAGGCAUCAAGCAGUCUUCAUAUACAAGGCUGAUAAUUCAAUAAUGUAACAACCCACAGCCAUAUUUUAUUCUCAAGGCAAAUACAAAGUCGAUCUCUAUUUAUAGGAGAUAAAAUUUUUAUCUCCUAAUAAUGUUGGUAUCCUCUAAUCAAACAUAAUGUUUGAGGCAAGCUUACCACCACUCCAGACGUAACUGUCAUGGCUAAGAACAGUUUUUGUAUCCAUGUGGAUGUUUGAUAUUUUAAAAACCGCACAAAUGUUAAAAUUGUUUCAUAGCUAAGAUAAGCAAAGUCACAUAGCUUUUUUUUCCAGAUGACAAAUAUCUAAAAUCAAUUCCGAAGGAACUUCUUUUGUAUCCCUUUGGAAAAAAGUCUUUCUUCGGAUUGGACUUUUUAAAACCAGUUUUAUCUUAGUUCCCUUGUUUUGCAUUAGGAGAUGAUCAAAAUUGUUUACCUAAAAAAGACUUCUCCAUGAACUGUUCAGUGUGAACCGAUAACUUUUUAUAUUUCCCAGAUAUAGAUGAAUGCACAGCUGGUGUUCACACUUGCCUUCUUGGAACAGCCACGUGCAUAAACACUAUUGGUUCAUACAACUGUUCUUGUAACCUUGGUUACGUAGGGGAUGGAAGAACAAGUUGCUAUGUGCAGUCAGCCGGUCAGUGGUUUUUUCUUUUACAAGUAAUGUGAAAUCAUUUUACUUACAAUUGAAGAGGCUAACAUUUUUUUUUUCAUCUCAUACUAUCUCAGAUAUUUUCGUCUGACUUCAGAUGCUUCACUGAAGAUUGCUCUUCUUUAUUUUUUAGAAAUUAGGGCGGGUAAUGAUUCAGAAGAGUGAGUCGUGAGCCGUACAUAUAAAUAUUUUAUCUCAAAGAAAAUAAGAAUGAUAAUUUUACUCGAAUUGAGGUUCAAAGCUCUUUCCCACGCACAUGAUCAGAGGAGAAAAUAUCUUAAUAACAGAUUAAUGAACUGAUAAAAUGCAUGAAACAAGAAUGUUGUCAAUCAUUUCGAACUGUGUUGAAGCGAUUGAAUCUCCUAAAGAGUAUAUAAAAAGCUAUAUAAGAAACGUAAAACACCAAGUAGACAAAUGAAAAUGGAAGAAAUGAACUGAAACAACAAUGAGGUAGCAUCACUGUAACUCUAGCUGUGCAUUUAUCUGUUUUCUCUCUCAGAAUGUCAAAAUCCUGCAAGUCUUACGGAAGCUAACAGGAAAGAAACGUUCACCGGAGUUGGUUUAUGCGACAAUACACUCGGUCCAAAUUGGUUUCGUUUCCAGGGAGCAGCUGGAAAUAAAAUGGCUGCCACAUGUGUUCCAACUAACCGCUGUGGAACGCAUGCAACUGGUUGGUUAAACGGGGUUCAUCCUACAGUGAGCGAGGCUAUAGUCACCAGGCAGGUCUGCUUUAAUUGGUCAGGAGGAUGCUGCAACUGGUCCAUCAACAUCCAAGUGAGGAAUUGCAAUGGAUAUUUUGUGUAUAACAUCAGUGGUACGCCUCCAGUGCAUCCCUGUAAUCUGCGGUACUGUGGUGCUGACUAG
Molecule: messenger RNA, 3373 nt
Organism: Pocillopora meandrina
Lineage: Eukaryota; Metazoa; Cnidaria; Anthozoa; Scleractinia; Pocilloporidae
Source: the annotation of a GenBank genome assembly